Varanus komodoensis (Komodo dragon) is the source of this 593-nucleotide messenger RNA. It is a transcript of the gene RPS11, whose product is annotated as ribosomal protein S11. The record is from RefSeq and is a predicted model, not a curated record. Bases 67 to 543 code for a protein of 158 amino acids. Gene Ontology annotation, biological process: translation. Lineage: Eukaryota; Metazoa; Chordata; Lepidosauria; Squamata; Varanidae. Gene Ontology annotation, molecular function: structural constituent of ribosome. Gene Ontology annotation, cellular component: ribosome; cytosolic small ribosomal subunit. The transcript is spliced from 5 exons.
GCCUGCCCUCCCGCGGAUAAGUCUCCCGGCAGCCCGCGCGCGGCCUCUUUUCGCCGCGCGGCCAAGAUGGCGGACACGCAGACCGAGAGGGCUUAUCAGAAGCAGCCGACCAUCUUCCAGAACAAAAAGCGGGUGCUUCUGGGAGACACUGGCAAAGAAAAGCUCCCCCGCUAUUAUAAGAACAUCGGGCUGGGGUUCAAGACCCCCAAAGAGGCCAUUGAGGGAACUUACAUUGACAAGAAAUGCCCUUUCACCGGCAAUGUUUCGAUUCGGGGCCGGAUCCUGUCAGGUGUGGUCACAAAGAUGAAGAUGCAGCGCACCAUCGUCAUCCGCAGGGACUACCUGCACUACAUCCGCAAGUACAACCGCUUUGAGAAGCGCCACAAAAACAUGUCGGUGCACCUGUCUCCCUGCUUCAGGGACGUGCAGAUUGGGGACAUUGUGACAGUGGGCGAGUGCCGCCCACUCAGCAAGACAGUCAGAUUCAACGUCCUCAAGGUGACCAAGGCCGCUGGCACCAAGAAGCAGUUCCAGAAAUUCUAGCGGCCGCACUGGCUUUCCUUGGGAUGUGCAAAUAAACCUUUUGUAAAGAC